Molecule: messenger RNA, 1587 nt
Organism: Letharia columbiana
Lineage: Eukaryota; Fungi; Ascomycota; Lecanoromycetes; Lecanorales; Parmeliaceae
Exons: 2
Coding region: 1-1587 (528 amino acids)
Biological process (GO): secondary metabolite biosynthetic process; amino acid activation for nonribosomal peptide biosynthetic process
Cellular component (GO): cytoplasm
Molecular function (GO): phosphopantetheine binding; catalytic activity
Source: RefSeq, a predicted model, not a curated record
AUGAAACAGGGACUGCUGAUCCAGCACGAUUCAAGCUAUACGCGGCAACGAUGGCACGGGUGCCUCAUCGGCUAUGCUAUCCUUGCAAUCUCGCUGUUCAUUAAAAUGUAUCUAGCCCCACUGCUCCCGAAGAUCGAAAGCACGAAGAUAACUUCCAGCAAGGAGCGUAACCACCAGGACCGACCAUUGACAGAAAGAGAGGACGAGCUCCGCAGUCUUUGGGCGGAAAUACUGCACACUGCGCCUGAGACUGUCGGCAUCCAGCACGACUUUUUCAAUAGCGGAGGUGACUCCCUGAAGGCAAUGGCUUUGGUGAGCGCAGCCCGCCGGAGGGGCAUAAAUUUCUCCGUGGCCCAGCUGUAUCAACUUCGAAACAUUGCGGAGUUGACGAAGCAUGCUGGAGAGGAGGCGAUUGAGGAUCCGCAAGUCCCGUCUUUCUCUUUGACUGGCAUCGCAGAUGUUAGGCAACUUCGCGCAGUUGCAGCUCAACAGUGUGACGUCGAUAUCGAGCUCGUUCAAGACAUGUUACCGAUCCUUGACAUGCAAGGCUUUUAUCUGAAUCGUCAAAGACGCCAACCUUGUAGCUGGCAAGUACCUCUUGCAUUUGAUCUGCCUUUGGACAUUGAUAUGGGGAGACUUCAGCGAGCAUGGGAGGAACGAUUAGCGCAUCAUCCUAUCACAAGGACUCGAUUCAUUGACACGUCCUAUGGUACGUUCCAGGUCAUACUGAAUCAUGAAACUAUACAAUGGAGAUCUGAGACAAGUCUCGCUGCGCUUUUGGCAGCGUGGGAAAGCGAGGAUAUGGGUUUCCGACACAGAACCCACCAGAGCGCCUUGCUAAAAGCAAACGGGCAAACGCCGGGGCGCCUAAUGUGGUAUGUGAAUCAUGCUAUCGUGGACCAAAUCAUGAACGAGCAUAUAGCCCAGGAACUGUCCACCCUGUAUGAGGGCCAAACCGUCUCUCUGCCGAAACGAAGGCCAUUCAAGAGCGUUGUAAACCACCGCCGAUGUAGCAACAGAUUGAGGUCGCAGACGUUCUGGCGCUCGCACCUGAAGGGAGCAAAGUAUACGACACUGUUCGAAGGCGCCAGAGAUACCAAAAGCGUGGCAUGUAGCAAAAUGACACGCGAAGCCGGUAUCAAAAUUUCGAAAUGGCUCAAGAUAUCGGAGUAUUCGAUACCUGUGACAGCUUGGGCCAUAGCUUUCGCACGCUUCGCAGGAGUCGAGGACAUUCCUUUUUUCAUGAUCCGUGCGGGUCGUACGUCGACGCUGCCCGGCAGUGAGGAUGUGAUGGGACCGUUGCUCACAAGGGCCCCUCUGCGAGUCUCUGUCAAACGAGAUGCGCCCAUCGUUGACUUAGUCCGCCGCGUCAGCUGUGAUAUUGAGGAAUCAGGGAACCACGAGCUCGUGCGGGAAGACGAGUUUCGAAGCGUUUGCGGAGAAGCCGCUGAACACCUUGCGUCUGGGAUUUAUAUCAACUUUGUGCCGCCUUCCUCGGGGUUUACUCUCAGUCCCGAUGCGCUUUUCCCUGUCGCAGAGGAUGUUAGAGAUGGAUUAGGAUACCAGACUCUGCCCAUUUUUUCUUAG